ACUGAUUCUCACAAUUUUUUUCCACGCUCUCCCUCCUCUCCUCUCUUCUACUCCCCUUCGUCUCAUCUCAUUCCUCCACUCCUCAACUCAUCCACCACAACGAUGAUCGCCUCAUUCCUCAUCCGCUCUACUCAGUCCAAGGCGCGCGUUGCCACCAAGCUGGCCUCGCCAAUUGCUGGUCUCCGCUUCAAGUCCACAGGUUCAAAGGUCAAGAGAAUCGGCUUUAUUGGCCUGGGUAACAUGGGUCUGCCUAUGGCUACCAAUCUCUAUAAUGGUUUCAAGGACCAGGCCGACUUUAUCAUCUAUGACAUCAACCAAAAGACCACCUCAACCUUCUUGAAGGACCACAACACCGAUCCCAACAACAAGGACAAGGUCAAGGUCGCCAAGAGCCCACUGGAGGUCGCACAGGAAGCCACUAUUAUUGUCACCAUGCUGCCUGCCUCACAGCACGUCGAGGGUGUCUACUUUGGAAAGGAUGGUCUUCUGGAGGGUCUGGGUGAGAAGCACCUCGUUAUGGAUGCCUCUACUAUUGAUCAGUCCAUGGCUACACGCGUUGCUAAGGUCUUGCACGAGAAGGGUGCCAGGGCCAUUGAUGCUCCUGUUUCUGGAGGCACUGGAGGAGCACAGGCUGGAACUCUUACAUUCAUGGUUGGGUCGCGUACCAAUGAGGACUUUGAGACCGCCAAGCCCUACCUUGAGAAGAUGGGCAAGAACAUCGUCUACUGCGGUACCAACGGCAACGGACAGGUCGCCAAGAUCUGCAACAACAUGCUUCUCGGCAUUUCCAUGAUUGCUACCUCAGAAACUAUGAACCUGGGUGUCCGCAUGGGUAUGGAUCCUAAACUCCUUGCUGGUAUCCUCAACACCUCGAGUGGUCGCUGCUGGAGCAGUGAAGUCUACAACCCCUGCCCAGGUGUUCAGGAGAACUCAGCAGCGACGCGUGGAUACACUGGUGGAUUCGGUAUGCCCUUGAUGGCCAAGGAUCUCCGUUUGGCUGUCAAUGCUGCUGUCGAGACAAAGUCUACGGUCCUGCUCGGUGCCCUUGCGCAGCAGCUCUACAACCAGAUGGCAGCCAACAAGGAAUAUGAGCAUCUCGACUUCAGCGCUGCCUACAAGUGGUUGUCCGAGAACGCCAAAUAGAUGCCAUGUAGCAAAACCAUUGAACCUUAACAUAGACCAAGUCACAAUCAAAAUAAAAAACAUGAAGGCA
Molecule: messenger RNA, 1213 nt
Organism: Gamsiella multidivaricata
Lineage: Eukaryota; Fungi; Mortierellomycota; Mortierellomycetes; Mortierellales; Mortierellaceae
Product: NAD binding domain of 6-phosphogluconate dehydrogenase-domain-containing protein
Exons: 3
Coding region: 103-1143 (346 amino acids)
Biological process (GO): L-valine catabolic process
Cellular component (GO): mitochondrion
Molecular function (GO): NAD binding; 3-hydroxyisobutyrate dehydrogenase activity; NADP binding
Source: RefSeq, a predicted model, not a curated record